Molecule: messenger RNA, 1121 nt
Organism: Arabidopsis thaliana (thale cress)
Lineage: Eukaryota; Viridiplantae; Streptophyta; Magnoliopsida; Brassicales; Brassicaceae
Product: GATA type zinc finger transcription factor family protein
Exons: 3
Coding region: 188-781 (197 amino acids)
Biological process (GO): regulation of DNA-templated transcription
Molecular function (GO): zinc ion binding; sequence-specific DNA binding
Source: RefSeq, marked reviewed
CCGUUAUUCUUCUGCGGCGUCUCUCUCUCUUCCUUAUCAUCAUCAUCUUCACUCUAAACUUCACAGAGAGCCAUUCAAGCAGAAGAAGAGCUCUUUGAUCCUUCUCUGCCAUUUCCGUUACUCUCCUUUCUUCUGUUUCAGAGUUUUCUAUUCUUCUCAAUCCUAUCUCGCUUCGAAGUGGAUCAAUAUGUCAAUGACGGAAGAAACCAAGACGACGAAGCUCGAAUCGGCGGGAGAUUCGUCCGAUGUAGACAACGGGAACUGUAGUAGCAGUGGAAGUGGAGGUGAUACGAAGAAGACAUGCGUUGAUUGCGGAACAAGCAGGACUCCUCUUUGGCGUGGUGGACCUGCUGGCCCUAAAUCAUUGUGCAAUGCGUGUGGUAUCAAGAGCAGAAAGAAGAGACAAGCAGCUCUUGGAAUUAGACAAGAUGAUAUUAAAAUCAAGAGCAAAAGUAAUAACAAUCUUGGUCUUGAGAGCCGAAAUGUCAAGACCGGAAAAGGCGAACCAGUUAAUGUUAAGAUUGCCAAAUGUGAACCGGGAAUUGUCAAGAUUGCCAAAGGUGAACCAGGAAAUGUCAAGAACAAAAUCAAGAGAGAUCCUGAGAAUUCCAGUAGCAGCAAUAAUAACAAGAAGAACGUGAAAAGGGUUGGUAGAUUUUUGGAUUUUGGGUUUAAGGUACCGGCGAUGAAGAGAUCGGCUGUGGAGAAGAAGAGGCUAUGGAGGAAACUUGGGGAAGAGGAACGAGCCGCAGUACUUCUCAUGGCUCUUUCUUGUGGUUGAGAUUUUGUCUCUUAACCCUUUUUUUUUGAUGUGUCGUAAUGGUUGAGUGAAAGAGAUUAGGGAAAAUAAGUUAGUGAGGAAAUGAUGAAGAGAGGAUUAUUAAUCCUACUUAUCAUAUAUAUUAGUUAAUGUAAUUUUAGAGGCAAGCUAAUGUUAUAUGCCAUCUACUAAUUAAUUAUCGUAUGAACUCUGGUUUAGUUGAUUAAUGAUCAUUUCUUUGAAGUUGAAUGAUUUGUAAUAUGUCUCUAUUCUUAAUUGUUCGCUUAAAGGUGGCUUAAAAUGAUCUUUUAUUAGUUCCAAAAUUGUGAAUUUUAAGGAUCUUUUUGUCACUACUACUCGC